GCCAGAUGAAGCUAGCUGGCUGCUUAUAACGCUAGCUUUGGGCAACAGGGUUAAGUAGCUAGCUAGCUAGUUAUUUUCAUGAACUGAAGUUCGAUUUCAAUAGGAGAACAACAAGUGGCUACCUAGCUAAUACUUACUCACGUGGAUUCCUAAAUCAUUCCUAAGAAUAUUGAAAAUUACUGCAGUUUCUACUAGUCAUUGUUUUAAGGCUGGUUGCAUUAGUGCUAGCUAGGAUGGUACCAAGCAAAAGUUUCUAAUAACAUCUGUAUCAAAGAUAUUUGCAAACAUUUUUGAUCAUGCUCUUAUUUCAAAUGAUCACACAGACGUUUCCCCAUUCGGUCGAACAAAUAAUGCCUUAUUACCAACGCGGUAUUGUAAACACAACGUGCAAAUUCAGCACACACAACAUUCCAUAAUAUAAUUUUGUUAUUUGACGUGUCAAAUUAAAAGCUUAUUUGACGCGUCAAAUAGUGUUUUUUGACGUGUAUCUUUUUUGAGACGCAAAGACCCAAACGGCGUUCCCUAAAGAACAUUGUUUGCAUCCAUCAGUUAGCUAGCUUUUUUUAUGACCAGCACUGCCAGAGCUUGGGGAAGUGUGUCUGCGUUCAAGUGCAGCAGCCGCAAGUGCGCGAGACAAACCUUUACCAGCAUCAUAGCAUAGGUAUCGGUGAAUCGCUGUGACAUGAAAUACGAGUGAUGGUGUAAUCAAUGUAUAAUAACUAAGUAAAAUAUUAAUGAACGUGUUAAAGUAUUAAGUGAUGUGCAAAGACCCAAUGAUACACACUAUUCUAAAAAACAAGGUGUCACAAAAUGUUAGACCAUGAGUCCAAACGACGACGUCGAAAUGUUUGCAUUACGCAACGUGCCUACAUGGCAACGCUCGACCCCGCCCAUGUGAAAUUGUUGGAAGAAUUGACCAACCAAAUUCUACUUUAUCCAUAACAACCAAUAGCAAGAUACCAGGGCGUGCCUCAUUCCGUGUGGAAACUUUACCGGCUCGGGUGCAAAGUUUCAGCCGUCUGCAAAUCAAAGUCUACGGCUAACGUUUCUGAAAUAUACCCUCGUCUUCUAAUUUGCCCAGUUGACCGCUUUUGAGAAACCAACAUCUGUCUUUGCUGCAUCUGGAAUUGGAGUCGGUUGUAAUCGUACGAUAAUGACGAAUUUUUAGCGAGCAUAUACAUAUUUACAAUACGUGGUGGAAUCCCAUCAUAUGCUUCCAGUCUCGAUUGGCUCGCUACAGAUAGCAUAUUGUAAGCUAACUAGCUAGCUAACUCAGUUAUCUAAAUAAGUGACCAGCGGAUAAAAAUGGCUUGUGAGCCUAAUCGUGUGCGGCUACUAUGCAUGCUUUCAUUGACAUUUGGCUUUUUUAUCGUGGAGGUAGUCGUCAGUCGGAUCACGGCAUCUUUGGCAAUGCUGUCGGACUCCUUUCAUAUGCUAUCGGAUGUCAUAGCGCUGGUUGUGGCUUUGGUGGCGGUGCGCUUCGCUGAGAAAACGCAAUCGACUAAUAAAAACACCUUCGGAUGGAUCCGGGCGGAGGUGAUGGGGGCUCUGGUAAACGCAGUGUUCCUCACAGCUCUCUGUUUCACCAUUAUCUUGGAGGCCGUCGAGCGAUUCACCAACCCACAUGAAAUCGAGAAACCCCAUGUAGUCAUCGGUGUGGGGGCCGCCGGGCUCCUGGUCAACCUCCUCGGGCUGUGCUUGUUCCACGGACACGCAGGUGGUGGACACGGGCACUCUCACGGAGGAGGCCAUUCUCAUGGAAAUAAGAAAAACAAGAGGGGUAAAAUAUGCAAGUCAGAAAGACCGAAUGGAUCAUCAGGAGAGGAGUCCAACAACCUGGUGGGAAGCCACAACAGCCCCCCUAAUGGCGUGAACACCGAGAGACAUAGACAUGAGAUCGUUCGCAACGACAGCGAGGUGCAUAUGAACGGCAGCGUCGUCUACGAGGACAUGGACCACAGCCACGACGAGGCCUCGCUCAACAUGCGUGGAGUCUUCCUGCACGUGCUGGGUGACGCCCUGGGCUCGGUCAUUGUGGUGGUCAACGCCCUCAUCUUCACCUUUGUGUGGCGGCCGUGCCCGCCUGGCGAGACCUGCUUCAAUCCCUGCCACUCGACCGACCACCAGCAUGUCAACCACACCCUGGUGGACCUGUUUGUGGACAGCAACGGUUCUAGCUUUCAGCGGACCAUGGUGGGGCCCUGCUGGGUGCUCUACCUGGACCCCACGCUGUGCAUCAUCAUGGUGGGCAUCCUGCUCUACACCACCUACCCGCUGCUCAAGGAGUCUGCGCUGAUCCUCCUGCAGACGGUGCCCAAGCAGAUCGACAUGCACCGCCUUAACGAGCGGCUGCUCUUGCUGGACGGUGUGCUGGCCAUUCAUGAGCUGCACAUCUGGCAGCUGGCGGGCUCGCGCAUCAUCGCCACAGCGCACAUCAAGUGCCAUGACCCCACAUCCUACAUGGACGUGGCCAAGCGCAUCAAGGACUUCUUCCACAACGAGGGCAUCCACGCCACCACCAUCCAGCCCGAGUUUGUCACGGUCAACUCCGAAUCAAGUGCCUCCCUAUGCGAGCUCUCCUGCCGGACGCAGUGCGCGCCCAAGUUGUGCUGUGGCGCCACAGACAAGCCGGGUGUUGCCGGCACUGGUCCGGCAGGCACGGAGAAGGGGCCGAGCGGCGAGGGGAAGGCGCUGGCGGCCUCAGCAAUGGAGGUGAUCAGCGAGAUCCCAGAGGGAGCAGCUGGAGCCGGAGCUUCAGUUCUGGAGCAGGCGGCCGCUGCAGUCAUCCAGGUGGUCCCCCGGAUCCCAGAGCCCGAGGUCAUUAUCACUCGAGAGGUGGAGUCUUCUCUGUGAGACAGACCAGACCAGAGACAGUCGGAGGAGGGAUAGAAUCACUACUGAAGUGGACGGAAGUUUUUAAAGUGCAGGCCAAAGUCAACAGUGGGUUGUCGUGUGUACAGCGCUAUCUGAUUCUGGAGACACUGGUAGGAAAAUGGCUCCACUACCGCGCUCUUGUUUGAAGAUGCCCUUUGUUCCCAGCCCUUAACCCUCCCACUGCCUACCCCCCUCCAUGGCCAACCCCUCGCCACCUCCUCACCUCUGACCUCCUCACCCACCGGGGGCGCGGCCUGGUCUGGCCUGCUGCAUGUGUGUCCUUCCCCUCGUUAGCACCGUGUUGUGAUGCGUCACUGUCGUCCCGUCCCACCAUGGUGUCUCUGUGCCAAAGCUUCUCAAUGUAGGACAGAAGGGAGACUCCCCUCCAACAAGGACCAAGAGCAAACAGGACACAUUCAAGGCCAAGCGCACCUGUCUACUCCGCAGGUCUUUUUGUUGAUCUAUGGACCUUUUCAUUUAUGCUUUUAUUUUAAAAAUUUUUGGGAUAGGCUUUGAACAACUAUUUUCUUAGCCUCGGCCCCACAAUGGAAAAUUGUUAUAUUACAAACUUUUUUAAAUGUAUUUAAGUUAUUAGUAAUGAUCCAUAAUUUUCUCUGUAGAUGCUUUUAUAAUAUUUAGUUUGGAUGAUAGAUUUAAUUUGUGAAAAUUUUCUGAAUAUUUGACAAACCAUCUAUGCUAUAGACUUGUUUUUUAAAAUGUGAUGUUUUUUUAAAUGAAUUUUUCUCAGACUUUUUCUGGCCUUGACUCUGUUUUAAUGGCAGUAGUUAGUUGAAUGCAUAGUGAAAACACCUCUCACCUCGCCUAUACUUCAAACUGCUUUGAAAUAGCACUGAGUACUGUUCAAGUUAAGUACUGUAGGUUAUCUUUUAUCAGCAAACUUCAACAACAUUUUUAUUCAACAACAACAAAAAAUCGGAUGCCUUGCAAGCCUGGGGGUCUAUCACUGAAGAAAAUGAGCACUACAAAAUGUCGAAAACAAUAUAUAUAUGUAUUUUUUUUUGUCAUUUAGCAGACGCUCUUAUCCAGAGCGACUUACAGUUAGUGA
Coregonus clupeaformis (lake whitefish) is the source of this 3940-nucleotide messenger RNA. Its product is annotated as zinc transporter 1-like. The transcript is spliced from 2 exons. Lineage: Eukaryota; Metazoa; Chordata; Actinopteri; Salmoniformes; Salmonidae. Gene Ontology annotation, molecular function: calcium channel inhibitor activity; zinc ion transmembrane transporter activity. Gene Ontology annotation, biological process: intracellular zinc ion homeostasis; zinc ion transmembrane transport; detoxification of zinc ion. Gene Ontology annotation, cellular component: endoplasmic reticulum; Golgi apparatus; membrane. Bases 1306 to 2853 code for a protein of 515 amino acids. The record is from RefSeq and is a predicted model, not a curated record.